Molecule: messenger RNA, 1924 nt
Organism: Trametes versicolor FP-101664 SS1
Lineage: Eukaryota; Fungi; Basidiomycota; Agaricomycetes; Polyporales; Polyporaceae
Product: BING4CT-domain-containing protein
Exons: 6
Coding region: 46-1857 (603 amino acids)
Biological process (GO): maturation of SSU-rRNA from tricistronic rRNA transcript (SSU-rRNA, 5.8S rRNA, LSU-rRNA)
Cellular component (GO): 90S preribosome; nucleolus; small-subunit processome
Molecular function (GO): protein binding
Source: RefSeq, a predicted model, not a curated record
GCUUGAUCGGCAACCACCAACUGCUUUUCCUCACUGUCUACCACGAUGGACUCGCUAUUCGCAAAGGCCGACGCGAUCAAGCCGCUCAACAAAAAGCGGCGCACAGACGGGCGCGACUCCCGUCCCAAGCCCGGUUCGUCAAAGAAACCCGCUGCUGCCCCCGCCGCAGACCCGACCGCCGCCUCCGUCUCUCAACACACUGCGCUCCCUCGCUCCCUGCGGCCAUCCUCACCUCCCCCAGAAAAUGCGAAGAAAUAUGGGCACAUCCACAACAAGAAGCUGCGCACGACGCUCACGCGCCAGUCCACGCAAAAUGCGCGCUCGCGGCUGCUCGUCAAGGACGCUGAACUUUUGCUCUCGGAGGAGGCGGGGCUCAUGGAGGUCGAGGGCGAGAUGGAGAAGACGUGGCGGGUGGGUCAGGACGAGGUCGCUGCGGCGGCGGGGCAGCAGGGCGCGCAGGGCCGGCAGGAGUGGAAAAUGGACGGCGGGCCGUAUCGCACACGGUACACACGAAACGGAAGGCAUAUAGCUGUGGUAGGGAAAAAGGGCCAUGUAGCGACUUUCGACUGGCAGACUGGCACGCUACACGCAGAGCUACAGCUAGGGGAGACCUGUCGCGACAUAACGUUCCUGCAGGACCAUUCUCAUUUUGCCGUCGCGCAGAGUAAAUAUGUCUUCAUAUACGACCGCGACGGCGUAGAGCUGCACAAACUCAAAUCGCACAUCGAGCCCACCCGCCUCGAGUUUUUGCCUUACCACUGGCUCCUCGUCAGCAUAGGCAACCCCGGGUAUCUCAAGUACCAGGACACGUCCACCGGCCAACUGGUUGUCGAGCACCGCACAAAACUAGGUGCAUGCCAAACUAUGUGUCAAAACCCCCACAACGCCGUCAUACACCUCGGGCACCAGAACGGCACCGUCACCCUCUGGACGCCCAAUCUCCCGCACCCCGCCGUCCGCCUCCUUGCUCACAUGGGCCCUGUUGCAAGCGUGUCCGUAGACCCUAGUACCGGCGGGCGGUAUAUGGCCUCCGCCGGGGAGGACGGUACGGUCAAAGUCUGGGACUGCCGGAAUUGGAAAGGUGCCGUCCGGACUUGGAACGCGAGAGGCGGCAGCGCCGAGCUCGAAUGGAGUCAAAAAGGCGCACUCGCCGUCGCGACGGGCGGCAGCGUAAACGUCUACGCGAAACCGGCCAUCCAGACGCCCUUUGCGCCCCACGUCGCGCCCCCGCUCUAUCUCACGCACGCCAUCCCGCACCGCCCGCUCACGUCCGUGCGCUUCUGCCCGUUCCAGGACGUGCUCUCCGUCGCGCACGCUGCAGGCGUCUCGAGCAUCCUCGUUCCUGGCGCGGGCGAGCCGAACUUUGACAGCGCCGAGGCGGACCCGUUCGAGAACAAGAAGGCGCGCCGCGAGCGCGAAGUCAAGGGUCUCCUCGACAAGAUCCAACCAGACGCGAUCACGCUCGACCCGUCCUUCAUCGGCUCCCUCGCCCCGCCGCCCGUGCUCAGCACCGCCGUGGACGGCGCGCACUCCAUCCCGUACGCGCGUCUCCCCCGCUACGAGCGGCUGCGCGCCUCCGGCAAGGCCGACGAGACCGAGGAAAGCGCCACACCCGACGGCGCGGUGAGCACGCAGUCGAAGGCGGAGAAGGAGCGGAACCGGAUGCGCGGGAAGAACAAGAGCAUGAAGCGCUACCUGCGCAAGCAACGCAAGAACGUCGUCGACCCGCGCGCGCUCGCGGUGAAGAAGAGUCUGGAGGGGGCGCGGGAGGCGAGACGCAAGGCGCGCGCGGUUUCCAGUGGGGAGGAGGGCCCGCAGAAGUACUCGGCGUUGGACCGGUUCAAGCGGGCGAGUUAGUUGUGGUAGGGAUGGCGUUUUUUGUAGCCCGGCUGCUUCGGGCUGUCUAUCCUGCCAAACAGUUUAA